Danio aesculapii is the source of this 954-nucleotide messenger RNA. RefSeq names its product rho-related GTP-binding protein RhoU. Gene Ontology annotation, biological process: small GTPase-mediated signal transduction. The coding region runs from base 1 to 759 and encodes 252 amino acids. Gene Ontology annotation, molecular function: GTP binding; GTPase activity. The transcript is spliced from 3 exons. The record is from RefSeq and is a predicted model, not a curated record. Lineage: Eukaryota; Metazoa; Chordata; Actinopteri; Cypriniformes; Danionidae.
AUGCCGUCGCAGGAUGACGCCGAGUCGGUAAAUAAAGACGAUUUUCCGCCUCCGGUUCCACCGCGAGUGCCUCCUCCGCGUGACCCGCCGGCAGCACCUGAACGCCGGCUAAAGUGUGUGCUGGUCGGCGAUGGAGCGGUGGGUAAAACCAGUCUGAUUAUCAGCUACACCACCAACGGAUAUCCGGCAGAACACAUUCCCACUGCCUUUGACAACUUCACAGCCAGGGUAGUGGUGGAUGGGAGACCAGUUCAACUGCAGCUGUGUGACAUGGCAGGACAGGAUGACUUUGACCGACUCCGCCCACUCUGUUACCGGGAUGCUGAUGUGUUCCUGCUCUGCUACAGUGUGGUCCUCCCAUCCUCCUUCAAAAGUGUGACGGACCGCUGGGCUCCUGAAAUUAAUCGAAUCUGUCCUGGUGUUCCUAUCAUCCUCGUGGGCACUCAGUGUGAUUUACUUGAAGACGUUCAGGUGCUUAUACGACUCGCAGAAGGCCAGGAGAAACCGGUGAGCCAAGAAGAUGCCCGAUUGUGUGCCCGUAGCAUCGGUGCUGUGACAUCUGCUGAAUGUUCAGCUCUGACACAGAAGAACCUGAAGGAAGUGUUUGACGCCGCCAUCUUAGCUAGCAUGAAGCAUGCGGAGGAGUCGAUGUGGCCGAGGAUCCAGACGCUGAGAGAAAAAACCCCGGAUAAAAUCAGACAGCUUUCUGAAACCUGGUGGAAGAAACUGAGCUGCGUCCAGAGCUUUGAUUUUCAGUGACGGAGGAUCCACUGGUGGGUUUGAGUUGCCUUUUUUGUUAAAUCAGAAGCUCACAAUGUAAACGAAUGUUCUUAAAGGUACAGUUUACACUCAAAAAUGUACAAAAUCUGGCAUUGUUUACUUUUUUCCACUUGUUUUAAGCCUAAAUGAGUAUCUAUCUUCUGUUGAACACAAAAGAAGAUGGUUUAAAGAAUG